GUCAUCUCAUAUCUAUUGCGUCCAGAUAUAUUCCGUUUGGAUGGAGUAAUAGAGACUAGAGAGGAGGAAGCAAAAACUAAAAAGAAAAAGGUGGCUAUAUCUAUAUCUGUGCUUCUGCUUCAAACAACUGAUGAAAAGGACGAUCUAUCCAUGGAUUCCUUGCAGCUCUUCUCUCUGUUACUUUUCAUUUUUGCAGCUUGCUCGAAUCAGCAACCUUGUUUAGGGAAACAAGGAUUUGAUUCUCUUGGCAGUGAGGGAAACCCCUCGAUAAGAGAUGAGAUAAUUAGGCUGUCGAACGCUCCUGACACCGUGAAUUGGCUGAAAAAGAUAAGAAGGAAGAUUCAUGAGCACCCAGAACUGGCAUACGAAGAAUAUGAGACGAGCAAGCUCAUCAGGAGCGAGCUCGAUCAAAUGGGCAUCGAGUAUCGAUGGCCUGUUGCAAAGACGGGUGUGGUUGCUACCAUAGGCUCCGGAUCCCCUCCUUUUGUUGCUCUAAGAGCAGACAUGGAUGCUUUGCCUAUUCAGGAAAUGGUGGAGUGGGAGCAUAAGAGCAAAGUUGCAGGGAAAAUGCAUGCCUGUGGACAUGAUGCUCAUGUCACCAUGCUUCUCGGAGCUGCAAAGAUACUGCAAGAGCUGCGAACCACGUUGAAGGGAACUGUUGUCCUUAUAUUCCAACCUGCUGAGGAACGAGGUGAUGGGGCGCUGAAAAUGGCGGAAGAAGGGGCACUAAGAAAUGUAGAGGCAAUCUUUGCCAUGCAUACUGUAUAUCAGUAUCCUACAGGUGUUGUUGCUUCUAGGCCUGGAGAAUUUCUAGCAGGGUGUGGAAGCUUCAAAGCAAAGAUCAGUGGGAAAGGUGGUCAUGCAGCGAUCCCACAACAUUCUGUUGAUCCUGUUUUGGCAGCCUCAGCGUCAAUAAUUAGCUUACAAAAUAUUGUUUCAAGAGAGACAGACCCUUUGGAUUCCCAGGUGGUUUCUGUGUCCAACUUCCAAGCUGGAACUGCAUAUAACAUAAUCCCAGACUCGGCCCUGAUUGGUGGUACUUUCAGAGCUUUCAGAAAGAAUAACCUUAAUGUGUUGAAGACACGAAUAGAAGAGGUUAUCAAGGGGCAGGCCGCAGUACAUCGAUGCUCAGUAGACGUGGACUUCUCUGUAGAACGUCCCAUGAUUCCGCCAACUGUGAACGAUAAGAGGCUUUAUGAUCUAAUGCACCGUGUUUCAACUGGGAUCAUAGGACAUGAUAAUAUGCAUGUAGCUCCUUGCUACAUGGGAAGCGAAGAUUUUGCCUUCUAUUUAGACCAAAUUCCGGGUACUUUCCUUUUGAUAGGCACCAGGAAUGAGAAGAUUGGAGCAAUUUAUCCUCCACAUAGCCCUUAUUAUACCAUUGAUGAGGAUGUACUUCCCAUUGGAGCAGCAAUACAUGCAGCAUUCGCGCAUUCAUACCUUACAAAUUCAACUAUAAACAUAAGUUGAUACACCAUUCCUAACUUGCUUUUCUUUUUGCAAUCCUGAAGAAGUUGAAUGUAAUAUCACAAGUGUGAUAGAUAGUGAACUACAAGCAAGAUGUAAUUCAUUCGUUUAUUAGUAGAAGGAUAUCGAAAUUGGGGGGAAAGCACCAGAAAUGCAUGCUCACCCAAAGUGCAGCACGCCUCAAUGGAAUCUACCUGUGUACUUUAAAGGGCUUUCUCUCUUUUUCUUCUUGUGUAAUGGAUGUAGAGGUAGCUUGGAGUUUAAGAGCGCUUUGACAUUUAAGACCUACAAUGAAACUUUGCUUAAUGCCUUACCAUA
Molecule: messenger RNA, 1785 nt
Organism: Nelumbo nucifera (sacred lotus)
Lineage: Eukaryota; Viridiplantae; Streptophyta; Magnoliopsida; Proteales; Nelumbonaceae
Product: IAA-amino acid hydrolase ILR1-like 2
Biological process (GO): auxin metabolic process
Cellular component (GO): endoplasmic reticulum
Molecular function (GO): IAA-Ala conjugate hydrolase activity
Source: RefSeq, a predicted model, not a curated record